Molecule: messenger RNA, 1494 nt
Organism: Drosophila willistoni
Lineage: Eukaryota; Metazoa; Arthropoda; Insecta; Diptera; Drosophilidae
Gene: wuho
Product: tRNA (guanine-N(7)-)-methyltransferase non-catalytic subunit wuho
Exons: 1
Coding region: 56-1315 (419 amino acids)
Biological process (GO): RNA (guanine-N7)-methylation
Cellular component (GO): tRNA methyltransferase complex; nucleus; cytosol
Molecular function (GO): tRNA (guanine(46)-N7)-methyltransferase activity; protein binding
Source: RefSeq, a predicted model, not a curated record
AAAAAAAAAAAAACAACAACAUUAGUGAGCAACAAUUGUAGUUAAAGCAAGGGAAAUGGCAACAAUUUUCUAUGCCGAACCCGAAUUGGUCAUUGGCCACAAUCGCAAGAUUUUAUUUGUGAAUCCAAACGAUUUGCAAAUCUUUAAGGAAAUUGAAUUGCCCACAGAUUUACUCAGUUCUUGUGGUUUAAAGUCGUCGUCGACGUCAACCGCAGAGCAACAGUCUGCAGCGGCCGAGACAGGCGGCGGCAGCGUGGUUGAAGGCGAGGAGCCGAAAGAUACAAAAACUAUAGAAGCUGGAGCCAGUGCAUCAGCUCCAACGGUUUCCGUACAAAAUGUUAGCUACUCACCGGAUCGCCAAUUAUUGGCCGUAACCACAGCCGGACAAAAAGCUCUCGUGCUCUACAAAUGCCGGCCGGAACAUGCCCAGCUGGUAUCCGUGCGGGCUCUGGCUCGUGCUUCCAGCGCCAUACGUUUUGCGGCCGACAGCAGUUCCGUUCUGGUCACCGAUAAAACCGGAGAUUGCUAUCAAUAUGAUUGUAUAGAAACGGAAGCCCUGCCACGUUUACUGCUGGGCCAUUUGAGUAUUGUGUAUGACAUCUUGUGGACGGGAGAUCAGCAGCACAUUAUCACUAGCGAUCGGGAUGACAAGAUACGUGUUACCAAUUAUCCCGCCACUUUCGAUAUACAUAGCUAUUGCCUGGGCCACAAAGAAUUCGUCUCGGGCCUGGCCUUGCUUUCCGACGAGCACAUUUGCUCGGUUUCCGGGGACAAGACGCUUCGCGUAUGGAAUUUUAAGGCAGGCAAAGAAUUGCUGCGUACUGAUCUGCCCGCCCCAGCAGUGCGCCUUCAUCAUCGCCAGUUACCUCAAAAAUCGGAUGGCGAUAAUGCGGACAACUUGCAACGACAUCAGUUGGGCAUACUCUUCUACGAUCAUGUGGAUGCAGUUGGCCUCUAUGAGCUAGAGGGCAACGGGGAUGUCUGGUCUGUCACAGUUAGCCAACAAAUUCGAGCCGAUGCUGGCAGCUGGAACAUUUGCAAUUUCGCUUUAACCGAAGAACGUGUUUAUGUUAUGGGAGCCAAAGAUGAGCGUCUGACAUUCCGUUGCUAUAAUUCCAGCAAUGGGGAACCCAUCACCAGCCAAUUGCCCGAAGGUUGGUUAACCAUGAUAUUAGAUCAGUUUCCCGGUGAUGCUGGCUCCUGCCUACCGGAAGAUCUAUCCGUUUGGUUUAAGAAACGUUUCGACAAUGUCAGCGACUACUUGGAGCGAAAGAAACGGCGCAUCGAGGAGCAGCAACAGCAGCACAAAUGUUGAUUACAAACUACUACGCUUAAUUUUAUCUAGCAUUUAACAUUUUUUAGUGUACAUGUAUGCAACCAAAGCGCGAGACACGAGAGAGAGUGAUGGACUCUUAAGAAAUGUAUGACACCAAGAGGAAAACUAAAAACUCCAAAAUAUACAUAUAUACUUAUAGUAAACAUACAAUAAAUGUA